CUAUAACCCCCUUGUUGCUGGAUGGGGAGCGUUAAGAUAUAGACGACCACGACCUAAUGCAUUAAUGGAAGUACAAAUGCCAGUGAUUGAGAACGCCGAAUGCAAAAUAGCUUAUUCCAAAUUUCCUAAUGCACCUGAUAUCACUGAUGGUAUAAUAUGCGCCGAACAUGCUCAGGGUGGAGAGGAUUCUUGUACGGUAUUGUGUCUUAUGCUUAUAAGUGCGGCACAGCUGGGUAUCCCAGCGUUUACACUAGGGUCACAUCGUACCUUGACUUCAUUCUCCAAGCGAUGCAAUAAUAUGAUAUUACUGUUCCAUAAAUAUCAUUGUGUAAAAAACGUAAAGUUGGAUUUUCUUAUUGUGGAGAUAAGAAACAGCUCAAAUUUACAUUGUUUUGUACGUUACAAAUUAUAGGCUUAAAAUGUACGAAAUGUAACUUUGAAACGACACUAAUUUUUUACGCACGAUAAACCUCCACGACUUAGGUAUGUAAAGAUGAUAAACGUAUAUUAAUUCUAUUAAUUUGGUAAUAAUAAACCAACUUUCUGAGAAGUUCUGUAAAUUUCGUUUCUGUUGUAUCAAGAGAAUAAUGGAAUAUUCCACUUAGAUCGUAUACUUCUUGUAUGUACGUACAAAAUUUUCCGGCUAAUCUAAAACACUUCAUAAGAUAGAGAGCUUCUGGAAAUUCGGACACAGAGAGUGCAUAAAAUACAAGAUAAGUCUCGUGUCUUUCAAAAUUAUUUUUUAUUCGCUAAAAACGUCCUGUGUACUCAUGCAAUCACAUGCAACCUCGAAACUUCACUUAUUUUUUAUCACUUUCCAAUUCAAUACACAGUUUCAGCAUUUUUGACUAUAUGUAAGAGAAAUUUCCAUUCAGCCAAAGGUGUACUUACAGAUUAUAGAUUCCUAUACGACUCUCAGUAAAAAUU
Molecule: messenger RNA, 927 nt
Organism: Bombus huntii
Lineage: Eukaryota; Metazoa; Arthropoda; Insecta; Hymenoptera; Apidae
Exons: 3
Coding region: 65-412 (115 amino acids)
Source: RefSeq, a predicted model, not a curated record